Messenger RNA from Acanthopagrus latus (yellowfin seabream), 3214 nucleotides. It is a transcript of the gene edem2, whose product is annotated as ER degradation enhancer, mannosidase alpha-like 2. Lineage: Eukaryota; Metazoa; Chordata; Actinopteri; Spariformes; Sparidae. The coding region runs from base 1190 to 2968 and encodes 592 amino acids. Gene Ontology annotation, biological process: carbohydrate metabolic process; mannose trimming involved in glycoprotein ERAD pathway; endoplasmic reticulum mannose trimming. Gene Ontology annotation, cellular component: endoplasmic reticulum; membrane. The record is from RefSeq and is a predicted model, not a curated record. Gene Ontology annotation, molecular function: mannosyl-oligosaccharide 1,2-alpha-mannosidase activity; calcium ion binding. The transcript is spliced from 10 exons.
AAGUUUGUUUAUUUAGUUUGUUGAGGCAGAAAAAAAAUCAGCCAAUGAAGAUCUUUCUCUGCUCAUUAACAUUUCUUCACCAAAACUACAGAAUGUUCCUUUAAUGUUGAAUUUCUGUGAUUGUUCCUCAAAGUCCUCAUGUAAUGUGUCAGAAUAGACCUGCAACAUGUGGAUGAAUUGAUCAGUCACAUGAACUAUUUUGAUCAUCAGUUAAUCCUUUUAGUUAUUUGUCAGCUAAACAAACCAAAUAUUCUCUGGUUCUAGCUUCUUAAAUGUGACGAUCUGAUGUUUUCUUUUCAUAUAUGAUCAUAAACUUAAUAUAUCUUUGUGUUUCACACUGUUGGUCGAUUAUAACAAGGCAGUUAAAGUGAUCUGAUUGGGCUGUGGGAACUUCUAACAGACUUUAUUCACUCUUUAAUAUACUGUGUGAUGAGAUAAAAUACUGUGUGAUGAGAUAAAUGACUGCAGGUUAGAUAAGAUGAGAGUCAACUGGAGGAAACUGCAGUGAAGAAAACAUUAAAAAGAUGAACUUUAGUGUUUGAAGAAUCUUUAAAAUGUGUUUUCAUGAGAAAAGAAAGUCUUUGUUCAUGUCAGAGUGAUAUUCAGCAGCUCAGCUUUCAGUCUAUGGAGCCAAUCUGUGUGUAUUUACAGCAGCAGCCUCUGGUUGGUUGAUUCACAAUGACUUUGAUGUUGUUGCUCCAGCUAACAGGAGCUAACUGGCUAAAUUAGCACUGGUUCAGUUUGCUAGUUGAAGUGAGGCGGGCACAUGUGAUUGGCUGAUAGAUGACGGGGGCGGUGACAUCACCACUGUCAAUGAAAUGUGAAGAAUGACAGAAUGAAAUAAAGUGUGUCUUUAUAAAAAGUGUGAAAUUAAAUAGUGUCCAUAUGUUGAUGGUUUAUGUUACUCUUUAGUCGUGUGUUCGGUGGUUCUCAAGUUAUUGUUUUUUAACGUCGCUGAACACUGCUUGCUCUUGAACGCAGCUCCCAUCAGCCUGCUCGUCAGCGCAUCGUACGGCGCAUGCGCAAAUCGUUCACUUCCUGACAGCACAUCAACAACAGCACAGAUUCACCUGUUCUGCUGGGUUUCCUUCUCUUCUCCAGGUUCCAUCGUGUUUUCUGCGUCGGACUCCCGCCGUGUCUCUCUGCUCGGCUCUCCUCGGGUCUCCUCGGCUCUCCUCGGGGUCUCUCCAUGCGCGCUCCCGUGUACGCGGCGCUGUUUGUUUGGCUGCUGAACGAUGCGGCGGCUCAUCAGUUCACCGAGGAGGAGAUGGCUGCUGUCAGACAGCGCAUCAAAUCCAUGUUCUACCACGCCUACAACAGCUACCUCGACAACGCUUUCCCCUACGACGAGCUCCGCCCCCUCACGUGCGACGGACAAGACACCUGGGGCAGUUUCUCGCUCACGCUGAUCGAUGCUCUCGACACUCUGCUGGUUUUGGGAAACCACACAGAGUUUCAGCGCGUGGCGUCGCUCCUGCAAGACACCGUGGACUUUGACAUCGACGUCAACGCCUCCGUGUUCGAAACCAACAUCAGAGUGGUCGGUGGUCUCCUGUCGGCUCACCUGUUGGCAGGUAGGGCAGGGAUGGAGCUGGAGCCCGGUUGGCCCUGUUCAGGACCGCUGCUGAGGAUGGCCGAGGACGCCGCCAGGAAGCUGCUUCCUGCGUUCCAGACUGCCACCGGCAUGCCGUACGGGACGGUGAACCUCCUGCACGGCGUCAGUCCCACUGAGACACCCGUCACUUGUACGGCCGGCGUGGGAACCUUCAUCCUGGAGUUCGCCACUCUGAGCCGACUAACAGGAGACGAAACGUUUGAGAACGUAGCCCGCCGAGCGCUGAGGGCCCUGUGGAAGACCAGAUCUGACAUCGGACUGGUGGGUAACCACAUCGACAUCCUGUCUAAGAAGUGGGUGGCUCAGGACGCCGGAAUCGGAGCGGGAGUCGACUCGUACUUUGAGUACCUGGUGAAAGGAUCCAUCAUGCUGCAGGACGAGGAGCUGCUCCACAUGUUCCUCGGUAACACUCAGAUAAAGAAGGAAAAACCAGCGGAGAGUCUUCAGUCCACCUCACGUCACCGUGACGCCUUGUUUGUUCCCUCAGAGUACGAUCGAGCCAUUCAGAACUACACCAGGUUUGACGACUGGUACCUGUGGGUCCAGAUGCAUAAAGGGACCGUCUCCAUGCCUGUGUUCCAGUCUCUGGAGGCCUUCUGGCCCGGCCUGCAGUCUCUCUUGGGGAACCUGGACAGCGCCGUGAGAACUUUCCAGAAUUAUUACUCAGUGUGGAGACAGUUCGGAGGUCUGCCGGAGUUUUACAGCAUCCCUCAGGGUUACACUGUGGACAAGAGGGAGGGAUACCCGCUGAGACCAGAGUUAAUAGAAAGCGCCAUGUACCUGUUCAGGGCGACAGGUGACCACACCUACCUGCAGCUGGGCCUCGAUGCUCUGGAGUCCAUCGAGAGGAUCGCCAAGACGCCCUGCGGAUACGCCACCGUGAAAGACCUGCGAGACCACCAGCUGGACAACAGGAUGGAGUCCUUCUUCCUCGCCGAAACCAUCAAGUACCUGUACCUGCUGUUUGACCCCGCCCACUUCCUGCACGGCGGGGGGACGGAGGGCGACGGCUCGUGGGAGGAGGGAGGCGAGGGGGGGCAGUGCAUUUUGGGAGCGGGGGGGUUCAUCUUCAACACGGAGGCUCAUCCUCUCGACCCGGCGGCGCUGUACUGCUGCAGCCGCCACGCCCGAGACCGACAGGAGCUCCGAGACAUUCUGCUCAGCCUAUCGCAGCCCGCGGAGGAGAAGACGAAGCCGCCCGCCAAACAGACAGACGGCCCCCCCGCCAGCCAAUCAGAGAGCAUUGCACUAAAACCAGGCGAGAGGAAGACGCCCCCCCUGCUGUCCUGCCCCGUUCAGCCGUUCAGCGCUCGACUCUCCAUCCUGGGUCAAGUUUUCACCGAUACCACCUGAGUCGGUCCAGCAGCUCACACGGAGCACAAACAACUCUGUCAUGUAAAAAACUGAUUCAGCGUGUCAGCGUCGAUGAACAGCCACAGGUGGAGCCACGUGGUUCCCAUUUCCAAAACCAGUUUAACUGGGAGGGGGAAAAAAAUCAUUCCAUGAAGGAACUCGGGCCCGGAGAACCUCGAGCUGACGACUGGGUUCAGUCUGUUGCUGUAAUUUAAACUGAAGGCUAAAUAUAUUUUAUUUAUUACA